AAUAAGUAUGUUUACAUUACGGGUUUACAUUUUAUUUUUUUUUAAUUAUUUUUAAUGUGAUGAUCAAAGUGUUGAAUUUUAAAGGAAUAUAAACAGCGAAACAUUUAGAAAUUAAAAGGUUCGCCAUGACGGGAGCGGUGGCGGGGUGCUGGAGGCAGUUGCUGCAGUGUGCGAGGACUCCCCAGGUGUCGUGUGUGAGGUACCGCUACCACGCCGACAAGAUCAAGCGAGGGCCGCUGCAGAGACGCUACGGGUACGAGGAAACAAUAUUCCAGGGUGGUUUGCUGCCUCAUGUAGAGAGCGACAAGAAACUGCCCAUGCCCGACUACAAACCCAAAAACGCCUGGAACGAGAAACGCGCCCUGUUCGGCCAGAACGACUACAUCGACAUCCUCGGCAACGAGUCGCUACACCCCACGAGGAUCCUGUACACCAUUCCGUCGUGGCUGAGGGGCGUGAAGGGCAACGAGUAUCAAGUGUUGUUGCGCAAGAGGAAGAUGCUUCGUCAUGGCAUAGUUCCCAUCGCACGGCCCGCAAAGUGGAAGGAAAUCACAAAGAGGAUAGAAUACUUGUACCGUUUCCUCAACAGACAUACAAAAACUGGUUUUUCCAAGCAUCUGUGAGUUAGUUGUACUUAACUUACUUUCUCAGAACAAGUGAGUUCCAUGUUUAGCUAUUGUGUAACUUUGUUUGUAAUAAAAUUAAAAAUAAAGAUUAAAAGAAAGAUUUGUUUGAAGAUUAGCUACCAUAAAAA
Molecule: messenger RNA, 754 nt
Organism: Bacillus rossius redtenbacheri
Lineage: Eukaryota; Metazoa; Arthropoda; Insecta; Phasmatodea; Bacillidae
Gene: mRpL51
Product: large ribosomal subunit protein mL51
Exons: 2
Coding region: 126-623 (165 amino acids)
Biological process (GO): translation
Cellular component (GO): mitochondrial large ribosomal subunit
Molecular function (GO): structural constituent of ribosome
Source: RefSeq, a predicted model, not a curated record